Messenger RNA from Nerophis ophidion (straightnose pipefish), 990 nucleotides. RefSeq names its product olfactory receptor 10K1-like. The record is from RefSeq and is a predicted model, not a curated record. Gene Ontology annotation, molecular function: G protein-coupled receptor activity; olfactory receptor activity. Gene Ontology annotation, cellular component: membrane. NCBI's taxonomy places the organism in Eukaryota, Metazoa, Chordata, Actinopteri, Syngnathiformes, Syngnathidae. Bases 152 to 772 code for a protein of 206 amino acids. The transcript has 2 exons. Gene Ontology annotation, biological process: G protein-coupled receptor signaling pathway.
CUGCUCACAACAAGUUCCAUCAACAUCACCGUGAAGACUUGGAGGAGCUCGUUGACAUGACAGCAUAUUUUGAUGGAGGACUUAAUGAGAUCCAUGGAGGGUGAACAAUUCUCAUAACAGACUCGAUUUGACUACUUUUCUGUUUGGGAUCAUGGAUGCUGAAUUCAAUGGAACAUUUAUAACUCUUGGUGGCUUUGUAGACGUGGACAAAUACAGAUAUCUGUACUUUGUCAUCUUUUUGACACUAUAUAUUCUCAUCCUCUGCACUAACUGCACCAUUAUAGGUCUGAUCUGGGUCCACAGGGACCUUCAUGAGCCUAUGUACAUUUUCAUUGCAGCUUUGUCACUAAAUUCUCUUUUGUUUAGCACUGCUAUCUACCCUAAACUCUGCAUUGACAUUUUAUCUCAAAAACAGACCAUUUUUUAUUCUGCUUGUCUGUUUCAAUAUUUUCUUUACUAUUCAUUUGCAGGAUCAGACUUCUUACUGUUGUCAGCCAUGGCUUAUGACAGGUGUGCAGAAGUCAGGAAAAAAGCGGCAGAGACAUGUUUACCUCACCUGAUGGUUUUAUUCAGCUUUGUUUGUUUAGUUUUAUUUGAUGUCAUCAUAGCUCGAUUGGAGUCAGACCUUCCAAAAAUUGUACGUUUAAUAAUGACUUUACAAAUAGUUGUGUAUAAUCCUCUGUUCAAUCCAAUCAUAUAUGGAGUGAAAAUGAAAGAAAUCUGGAAACACAUUAAGAGAUUGUUUUGUCGACUGGUGAACAAAAGAAUAUGAUCACUCAAGUGAUUCUUAGAAAAAGUCAUUCACAUCAUGGUGUUUAUAAGAUGUAUAUAUGGAAUAAAAAGGAAGCUUAACACCAUGUCUGGUGUUAUUUUAUUUCCUAAAUGUAGUGCUUUAUCAAUAUUAAGUUAAGUCAAUAUCCUGUGUUUGAUACAUUGUGUAAUGUUUAUAAUUUUCAACGUCCGUACUUACUUAUUUUUAAUGUAUCGAAA